Molecule: messenger RNA, 899 nt
Organism: Girardinichthys multiradiatus
Lineage: Eukaryota; Metazoa; Chordata; Actinopteri; Cyprinodontiformes; Goodeidae
Gene: trappc1
Product: trafficking protein particle complex subunit 1
Exons: 5
Coding region: 140-577 (145 amino acids)
Biological process (GO): endoplasmic reticulum to Golgi vesicle-mediated transport
Cellular component (GO): TRAPP complex
Source: RefSeq, a predicted model, not a curated record
CACGAUUCAAAAUAUAUUUUCCCAGUAUCUGUUUAAAAACACAACCAUAGGUUUUACCAUAUCUAACCCAGAAACAUUUUGGUCUGGCAUGUAAGCGAACAGCUGUGCAGUGAGGUCCUGACGGAGACUGCAGGAGAAGAUGACUGUUCAUAAUCUGUACAUAUUUGACCGUAACGGGAGCUGCUUGUUUUAUUAUGAGUGGAACCGGAAGAAACAGGCAGGGAUCUCUAAGGAUGAGGAGUUUAAGCUGAUGUACGGCAUGUUGUUCUCCAUCAGAUCUUUUGUCAGCAAGAUGUCUCCUCAGGACAUGAAGGACGGCUUCCUGUCCUUCCAGACCAGUAAGUAUCGCCUCCAUUAUUACGAGACGCCAAGCGGACUGAAGUUUGUGAUGAACACAGAUCUGUCAGUGAGCAACGCCAGAGACACCCUGCAGCACAUAUACAGCAACCUGUACGUGGAGCUGGUCGUGAAGAACCCCCUGUGUUCGUCCUCCCAGACGCUGGACAGCGAGCUGUUCGGCACCAGACUGGACUCCUUCAUCAGAUCUCUGCCGUACUACAGCCCCCGAGCCGCCUGAAUGCACCACACAGUACUGAUCCAAAAGUCCUAAUUCGGUUCUUAGAGUCCUUCAGUCCAGAUCCUCAAUCAUUCCAAGGUCAGAGAUAAAAAUGGUCGUUUGGAAAUGGACUGGGUAAAAAAUUGUACAAAGUCCAAAGAAAACCGCUUUUAGAACUUCAGAAAGUCUGGAGUGCUGUUGAUCUGCACUGGGUCAGAGGAAGGAGGAGGACUGGAUCAGAAGAACUGGAUCAGAACUUAGGAUCAGGGUUCUAUUUAUUGAGUUAUUUUGGUAUUUUCAGCAGAACUCUAUCUGUGUUUAAUAAAACUAACUUUGGAUCAGU